CCCUGCGCGGAGCCGCCCGUUGCGGCGCCCAGCUCCGGACGCCGUUGGGCUGCCUGGCCGCGCUCCCCGCCGCCGCCACUCCGCCAUGUGGCAGCGGGCCGCUUGGAUGCUGCUCUGCGCCGUGGGCGCCGGUUCUGCCCAGUUGUUGUUUAAUGCGACGGAUGUUGUUAAAAAAACUGACUGUAACAAAACUGUCAUUUUACCUUGCUGUGUGACUAAUCUAAAUCAGAACAAUAUAGGUAUCAUGUUUGUAAAGUGGAAAAGACAAGGACAACUUAUUUUCUCUUUCGAUGGACGCACAAGGAAGUAUUUCAGACAUCCAUCGAUGCCAUCGGCUGUUUUAUUAUCUGAGAAGGAUUUAACCAAGGGUGUCGCCUCUCUUGAGCUUAAGAAUGCAGAAGCAGAAGUCGGAAAUUACAGUUGUGAAGUAACAGAAUCAAACCGAGAAGGAGAAACAAGAUUUGAACUUAAAAAAUACGCAGGAUCGUGGUUUCUUCUGCUGGAAAGGGCUCUCAUCAUAUCGUUGCUGUUCAUAAUUAUUAUUUUGUGGUUGGUUCAGCUAAGUCUGAUCGCAUUUAAAUAUGAAAUUGAAACUCGGAAGAAAAUGGGCAUUAUUAUAGCAGGAGUCUUUGCCACAGGUGCUGCCAUUGUAGGCACAGUUCUUUUUGUCCAAGAUGGCUAUACAGUACAUCAUCAGGCUGGUCUUGGCCUAAUUGUAGUCCCUGCUAUGGUUUUCAUACCGCUUCAAUACUUCAUGUUUGGAAUAGUUUUCGAUAAUCUACCACAAGCAACAUUCGUUCUGGUGGGUUUGCAAACUCUUGGUUAUGUAAUUGCUGUGGCUGGUUUUGUACUGUGUGUCCCAGUGUGUCCUCCGAUACAUGCGUCUGUUAUCAUUGCUGGCUUAGCUAUUCUGGCAAUUGCAUAUUUGCUUAGUCUGAGUUACGUGUUUAUUAUGGGUUCCAGAAUGAAAGAUCAUCCUCGUCCAGGGGUAAGCUUAAAAUUAAUAAAUUUGGGGUGACUAGAUGGCUCAGGGGAUUGUAGUGAGAUACUGAACCUUUCUUCAGUAGUUCCAAUUCAGACCAGGUUGGUAGCAAGCAAAAGUUCUGGCUGUGUAACAGAUGUCUAGUGUUGAGUGAGUUGGUGGUCUUCAUUGUCCCUAUUGAGUGUGUCUAUAGUACUGUAAUUGCCACCCUUACCUGAUGGCUACUCCGACUGUUGUGCCCAAAUGGAGUUUCAAGGGCUGUCACAAAAAGGUGGUUGGAUGUGAAGGGAACUUUGGUGUUCUUUUACAAUGCACUCUUUCAUGUGAAUUUAUAAAGACCUUUUGCUCACCUUAAGGAAAAUGCUUUUUCAUUAAGGUGAGUGCAGGAUACCAUUGAAUAUUUUUUUUUAUUUAGGUGGCUUAAAACAAAGACUUAGUUUUGGGGUUUUUUUCCUAUGGUCUUUUACACCAGAACACUUUAAUAUUCUCUUGCAUUCCUAGCUAUAUGGAUGCUAUAGCCUUGAUCUUUUUUUCUUUUCUUAUUUUACUGUAGUGCCCCUUAAUUUGAUGAGACCAUCUGAAAGCAGAGUGUCUGUCUUUAGGUCACACAGAACAAAUGGAAAAGCACUUUGUUUUUUUAAAGAACGUUUUUCAGUCGGUUUUGUUUGAAUUCUAGAGUAAUCAUUCCUAAAAAAGUAAUUUUCAUAGACUUAUGCAGUGCUUUCUAGUGAUACGUGAAUAUGAACUGCCUGAUUUCUGGAGUUUUGUGGAAGCAAAUAAAGAGGCACAACCGUAAAAUACCAGUCACAUUUCCUUGUAGCAGGGGAGCAUGGCAAAUACUGUCGUCCCAUUUCUUGUCUGGCAGCCAUCAUUUGAAACGCUUUUUCAGAUCUUCAGUCCACAGCCUGAGACCCAGCUGUUGAAGAAAGAUGGUUUUUCACAGUGGGAGAGGAGAGCUGUAGGAGAGUAUGACUGUAGUUAGCAGAACAGAUUUAUUUUUUUUUUCUCUUCCCCGACCUUCCCUUCUUCCCUCCCCAUUUGCUUUUUUCUCAUCCAUUUUCAUUUUAAGGAGUAAUAUUUCAGAGGAUUGGCCUCUUAACUUAUGGAAGGAAUAGAAGUGCAUGGAGUUUAAAAAAAUAUUUUAAAAAGGAGGAUGUUUUCGGGGUUCAUUAUUCUAUAAAAAUGAUGCUACAGAUACGUUUCUUUCAAAACACAAUCUUGCCCUUAUCUGAUGCUCAUGUUUACUUGCAGAAUGGAAGCAAACAGGGCAAGAGGAGAUUUUUUUUAUUUUAAACUUACUUUUUGGUUGUAUAUAACCUUUAUUACAUACUUUUUUCAUUUUUUAAAUUUUAUUACACUUAUUAUAUGCUAAAUAACAUCCUUUGUGGAACUCCAUUCUCUUUCUGAGCUGUUCUCUUCACAAGGUGGUUUUGCACUGCACCUAAGAUUUGACAAAGAAAUAGCCACAAUUAUGUAGUAGUGAACACCAUGUUACUCUCUCAUUUGGAGACAGGAAUGAAAUCAAAAGAAAUGUUUAGGUCAUUGGAAAUCUCAGCCACUAAAAAUUCAAGUUUUGCAGCUGCAGUUAGUGGACGGUCAGAUAAAGACUAAUUCAGGUGACAAUAAUUAGUGCCCAUGAACUUAUCAAAGUUAUGGAAAGACCUGGUGGAAAAUUAGGUGUAUUAAUAUGUUGGUUGUUUCCAUCAAGGGCAAUGUGAAGAAAUUUUGAAAGUACACUUUGAUUCUGUGUAAUCUAAAGACUAUGGAAAAAUUCUUAUCAGUGAAGUGCUUAAUUUUGAUGCUGGGGCACAUUUACAAAAUGAUGCUUGAUAUUUUCUUGAGUCUGAGGGUGGAAAUAUGUGUAUUUUGAAACCUGUCAUCUUAAUCAAUUACUGAUUCUUAUUUCUUUUAACAUUUCUGUAGAUUGCUUGUGUUGUUUCUGAUGAUUGUCUACCAGACUAAAUGCACAACUGUGGUGGUUUUUUUUUUGAGGGGAUUAUACUUGAUUGCUUGCCUACUUUUUUGUUUUGUUUUGUUUUUUUCAGUCAUGCUACUUUAUUACUAACCAUUGAUCAAAUCACAGAAAUAUGAUUUAGGUUUUAGAGCUUAAAAGUAGUAUCUGCAUGCCUUUUGCUGCCACCUAGAGGUAUUUCACCUGACGAAGAGUGCAGUGGGGGAAAAAUAAUCUGGAGAAUGCAGUUAUUGAUUGUUCUAAUUUUUUUCAGAACUCUAGUAAUUAAUUUUAUUAAUGCUCAGCUUUCUUCGUUUUGUAGAAUCACUACUUACUGUAUAUGUCAAUUAGAGUAAUUUAACUGUGGCGAGCCAAAAGUAAACAUGAAGGCUUUUUAUACAUAUAUAUAUUUUUAAAUGUU
Messenger RNA from Calidris pugnax (ruff), 3354 nucleotides. It is a transcript of the gene CD47, whose product is annotated as CD47 molecule. Gene Ontology annotation, biological process: positive regulation of phagocytosis; positive regulation of cell-cell adhesion; positive regulation of inflammatory response. Gene Ontology annotation, cellular component: extracellular exosome; plasma membrane. Bases 86 to 1018 code for a protein of 310 amino acids. The record is from RefSeq and is a predicted model, not a curated record. Gene Ontology annotation, molecular function: thrombospondin receptor activity. The transcript is spliced from 8 exons. Lineage: Eukaryota; Metazoa; Chordata; Aves; Charadriiformes; Scolopacidae.